AUGAAUAAUAAAGAAAUAUCGAACACAAGUAUCAGCACGUCAAAAGAAGUUAACAAAAUCUCACGAGCACGUCGAGGCAGAGCUGAUUCUUUAAAUCGGAAAUCGUCAAGCAAUAAUUAUUCCCACCGACGUUCGAAUUCAAGACAUCAAUCAAAAUCAAGACUAAAUUAUCGAGAAUUGGGAAUUGAUGAAUGCUGUCUUCGUUGUGGAAAAUUCAACCAUAGAUCUCAGCAGUGUCGUAUAGACAGGAAUCAAUUGAAAUGUAGUGCUUGCCAACGAAAAGGUCACGUCGAAAAGAUUUGCAUCAAAACAUUACUUCAAAAGAAGAACAGAAGCCAACAAACAGCAUCAAAUUCAAAGCCGACUAAUCAAAUCGAAGACAGCCAAGAUGACAUCAAUUAUCUCAAUAUCAAUAACGUUAUUAAUAUUUUCGGGGAAGAACGAAUAGAAAAAAAUGAUUCUAACAAAUAUUUUGUCAAUGUUUUAAUCGAAGGAAAAACUCAAAAAUUCGAGGUCGAUUCAGGAGCUGGAUUAACGUUGCUGCCAGAAUCAGCGUUUAAGAAAUUAAAACUAAAAGCGGAAAUGCAGAGAACAACGAUUCAAUUUAGAUCUUAUACUUCGGAAAUAUUUGCUCCACUUAGGUACAUUCAAACUCAAGUCGAAUACAAGAGGAAGAGAUCAAAUGAAACUGCAUACAUAGUGCCGGACAGAUUUUCUCCAAUACUAGGACGUGACUGGAUUAGACAUUUAAACAUCGAACUCAAAGAAAUCGACGGAAUAACUGCAAAUGUCACCAAUCAAAUAAAUUCAAUCGAUUCACCGGGUAUGAUUAAAAGAAUCGAAGAACGAUAUAAAAAAAUAUUUACACCGGAAGUAGGGGCUAUUCCAAAAUUCACUUGCUCCCUGAAACUACGACCGAAUUGGAAACCCGUGUUUAUCAAGGCAAGAGAAAUACCUUAUGCACUCAAGGAAAAAGUCGAACAAGAACUCAUCGAUCUGGAAGCAGGAGGAAUAAUAACGAAAAUAGAAUCAAGCGACUGGGGACCGCCGUUGGUUGUCAUACCUAAACCGGAUGGGAAGCUAAGGCUCUGUGUUGAUUACAAGAAAGUUGAAGCUAUAACAGAAAUAAAUCGACCCGCAAAUCCAGAAGAAGUGAAACGAUUUCUCGGCAUGGCUAUGCACUACGCAAGAUUCAUACCCAAUGCAUCAACUAUUACACACCCUCUACGAUGUCUACUUCGGGAAAAUACAACAUUCAAAUGGACAGCAGCCUGUGAAGCAGCUUUCAUAAAAUUAAAACAAGAAAUUGCCAGCAACCGUGUCUUAAUGCCAUUCAAUCCCGAAUUACCUCUUACAGUAGCGUGCGAUGCAAGCCCCACGGGAAUUGCAGCUGUGCUUUCACAUACUGUGAAUGGAAUAGAACGACCAAUCGCCUUCGCAUCAAGAUCACUAACAUCGGCAGAGCAGAACUACAGUCAGUUGGACAGAGAAGCACUAGCAAUAGUCUUCGGCGUUGACAAAUUUUUUAUGUACACUUACGGAAAAAAAUUCGACUUGAUUACAGAUAAUCGACCUUUAUCUCGCAUUUUCAAACACGAUGCAAAUUUACCACCGAUGACAGCAGCUCGUCUCCUAAGAUAUGCAACUUUUUUACAAAGUUUUAAUUAUGUCAUAAAACACCGGAAAGCCGAGGAACAUAUACAUAUGGACUGUUUAUCAAGAGCACCUUUAGCAACAACAUCCGGGAUGAUUGAAUCAACCUUUAAUCAAGAAGUGGGGAAAUUACGAGAUCAGUCAAUUAAUCAGAUUUCAACUAUAAUAUUAAAUCAUCAAACACUAGUGACAGAAACAAGAAAAGACGUCGAACUUUCAAAGUUGAAAAAUGAUCUGCAAACUGGAAAAGUCGUCGACCCCAAGAUUACAAUCGAAGAUGGCAUAAUAUUCAAACGAAACAGAAUCGUGAUUCCGAAGAGUCUUCAACCAAUUGUAUUAGAAGAGUUACAUCAUACCCAUAUUGGGGUAGUAAAAAUGAAGUAG
This is a messenger RNA of Wasmannia auropunctata (little fire ant), 2037 nucleotides long. RefSeq lists its product as uncharacterized. The transcript has 2 exons. The record is from RefSeq and is a predicted model, not a curated record. Bases 1 to 2037 code for a protein of 678 amino acids. Gene Ontology annotation, molecular function: nucleic acid binding; zinc ion binding. NCBI's taxonomy places the organism in Eukaryota, Metazoa, Arthropoda, Insecta, Hymenoptera, Formicidae.